Messenger RNA from Diatraea saccharalis (sugarcane borer), 1948 nucleotides. NCBI's taxonomy places the organism in Eukaryota, Metazoa, Arthropoda, Insecta, Lepidoptera, Crambidae. The record is from the annotation of a GenBank genome assembly.
AAAAGAUACCACUUGUUUAAAUAAAGCUUCAUUAAAAAUAACUUCGCAAGUUAUUUUUAUUAACUGCCAUUAUAUGAUAUUUUAAAAACUGCCAUUAUAUGAAAAUGAAACAUCAAAAUAUUAAUGAAACUUAUUAUCUUUUGCAGAUAAUAGUAACACCAGCACUUAUCAAAGGCGAAGAAGGCAGACAAAAACAAGAUGUUACAAAACGCGAAGCGAAAAAAAUAAAUAAAAGAGAAGCAUCAUUAAUCAUAGAUAAUUUUCCCGUUGAAACUGUAUACAGUCAGUACCCAAAAGUUAUCUUUAGACGGGUCUCACGACAGAAAUACGGGCCUCCAAAAACCAAAUAUGAAUCUUAUAGACCCAAAUAUGGACCGCCAUCACCAAAAACUAGAAAACCAGCGAAAAAAUACAGAAAACAUUUUAAUUACAAACAUAGACAAUCUUCAAAGCACCGAUCUCCCAAACCUAGAUAUGGUCCACCAAAACGCCCAUCGAAGAAACCAGUAUAUGGACCACCGAAAAAAGCCCCACCUCCAUAUAACACGGAACCAGCUGGAUUUGCCGAGCCACCAGUAGAUGCAGAACCUUAUUAUCAACCUCAGAAUCAAAAUUACGCAGAGCCACCAGUUGAUUCAUACGGUGCACCACUAAAAACAACUAACGAGCCAUAUCCGGCUGCACCGAAUUACGAAGCCCAGAACCAUUACGAACACAGUGAUUUCUCAAACUUAGCACAAGAAUAUCGUCCUUGGCAAGAUUUCCAACAAGAGCCAAACGUAGACAACACCUUUGCAUAUUCUAAGAAGCGACCAAUAUUCAUAAAACCUGACGAGCUCUUCGACGCAGAAGUAAAUCAAGAGGAUGACAAUAUUGACCAUACAAAUAUAUAUAGUUUGCAGACAUACAAAGAGCCUGAGUAUUUGAACAACAGGAAGAAAAAACCCCAUUACUUUAUAGAUUCUAACAAGAAGGUGAAUAAAUACUGGAAAUCCCCAAGACUUAGACCUGAAAAAAUUAAGGUCGACGAAGAUGAUAACGAUGAGGAAAUGUUAGUAGGAGGUCAAUAUGCUGAACCACCAGCUAGAUAUGUGCCCAAGUUCUUACCAAGUGCACCGAUGUUUACCGGAACUGAUGAAUUCGCUCCUGCGAAAAUUUUCGAUUACCAUACACCAACAACAUCUGCCACAAUUUCUCCGUAUGUUAAUUACAUAAAUAGCAACAUGGCUUUCAGUCCACAGAACUUGAACGAUGCAUUCAGUAGUAGAUAAGUUUAGCAAUAACAACACAACACAUAAUAAAAUUCAAUGAGAAUUAAUGACAUUCAGAAACAUUGCAUUUAAAAGCGACUAUUCCUUUGUAUGGUUGCUUAUCUAAAUAAUCUUCUCCUACGUGUAGUAGGUCAUUUGAAUUAAUGUAUUAUUAAGCAUUAUUCUGCUAUUAAUGUUAUUUAUAACCUUUACAUUUAAAGAAUGUACAAAGCAACAGAUUAUAAAUGCUGUAUCAUAUAUUUAUCAUAUCAUAUACUUUUUCUUUAAUGAUUAUUCAAAAUAGGUUUUAGUAUUUAUUGUUUAUAAUAAUCUGUACGUUAUACAUAUUGAGCAACUAUUGUUAAAAGUACAGAUAAAAUAUUCACCUGUAAAUAAGUUAAAAGAAAAUAAAAUCGGAAAAAUAAAAUUUAAUUAUUAUCUACUUUUUUAUAUUUCAAUACUUUUUGGGUACUUAAUCUUAGCUAACUGGUUAAAACAAUCAUACAAUUGGACAGUGUCUAGUUUUCUAGGUUAAUCGUUAUAAUUUAUUUUCUCUAUAGGACAGCUGAUAUAAUAAAUUUUCCCGCCACGACGGUGCAAGUUUCGCUUUGUUUAUAAAAGUUAGUGACAAAAUAAGGCUCUCUUGUACCUCCGCUUACAUUCGAGAGAAAAGACGCGCUCGCUUGAUUUCAAACAUU